Xiphophorus couchianus (Monterrey platyfish) is the source of this 1162-nucleotide messenger RNA. RefSeq lists its product as uncharacterized. The record is from RefSeq and is a predicted model, not a curated record. The coding region runs from base 6 to 881 and encodes 291 amino acids. The transcript has 5 exons. Gene Ontology annotation, molecular function: protein binding. NCBI's taxonomy places the organism in Eukaryota, Metazoa, Chordata, Actinopteri, Cyprinodontiformes, Poeciliidae.
GAAAGAUGGUAAACAAGUUUAUCAUUAGAGCCUUUUUAACCUUCUUCAUCUUGUUGCUGUGUAAUUUGUACAGGGCACAAGAACACGGCAGUAGCAGAGCUACCAGUGCCAAGGAAGCGUCUGAGACUGACAUGUCCAAAUCAGAGGAAAAUAAAAAAAAGCUGGAGCCUCAGCUUGACAUCUGGGAGGAGCUGAGAAACCUGCGAGAUUUGGUAUUGGAACAAGCAGUAGAUUUAAGGCUUCUGUCAGCAAAACUGGCAGAAAGUGACAGUCUAGUUCAGGUCCUGCAGGAGGAGAUUAGAGUAAUGAAGGACAGACUGACUGCAGCAAAGACUCUGGUUGAAGAAAUGCAGAUGGAAGGAGAAGCUCAAUCUGCAGAACUUACAAUGACGCAGCAAAAACUCGACAUCGUACAGGAAAGGCUAUUGGUGAACGUAGCUCAUGUGGAAGAGUUGCAGGAGAAACAGGAAGUGAGCAAAGUGGCUUUUUCUACUUCUCUGCUGUUAACCAGUGAAGGUUUCACAUACUAUCCAGAGUUUACCACUCUUGUCUACAAAAAUGUUUUUACCAACAUUGGAAACCACUACAGCCCAGUCACAGGUUACUUCACUGCCCCAGUAAGAGGAGUAUAUUACUUCAGAUUCACCGGCCAACUUGCGUUUAAUGAUGAUACUAUAAGGUUGAGACUUGUCAAGAAUGAAGAUCCCAUAGUGCUUUCAGGGGAUCGUGUUUCUGAGUUUGAUCGUGAGGACAAUGUGUCCAAUGGAGCUGUGUUGCAUUUAGAGAUCAAUGAUGUUGUUGCUAUUCAGUUAGGUGGCUAUGUGUGGGAUGACAAUUAUCAUAGAACCACCUUUAGUGGAUUUCUCCUCUUUGCCUUGUAGAUAUUAAUCUUUAUGAGACAUCACAAACAUACUUAUUGAUCUACUCAUUUAUCAUGAACAGACUUUCUCCUUUUCUUGACACGACUUUCCAAAGGUUUUAGGCCUUUACAUUUAUUUUAAAAUCUAAAGUACAAAAGCUGACUAUAAAUUUAUAGCUGAUAUUUUUACAGCAUUUUUAAAUGCAUUUAUUAAAAAGUAAUUACUUUUUGCUCCAAUUUAACUGGAUGUAAAUUAAACCCGUUUGAAUUUCAAGGAUUCCUAGUGACUACAUUUGUUGUAAU